Messenger RNA from Ostreococcus lucimarinus CCE9901, 3942 nucleotides. RefSeq lists its product with no specific name. Gene Ontology annotation, biological process: telomere maintenance via recombination; chromosome organization involved in meiotic cell cycle; telomere maintenance via telomerase. NCBI's taxonomy places the organism in Eukaryota, Viridiplantae, Chlorophyta, Mamiellophyceae, Mamiellales, Bathycoccaceae. The record is from RefSeq and is a predicted model, not a curated record. Gene Ontology annotation, cellular component: Mre11 complex; condensed nuclear chromosome; nucleus. Bases 1 to 3942 code for a protein of 1313 amino acids. Gene Ontology annotation, molecular function: G-quadruplex DNA binding; single-stranded telomeric DNA binding; ATP hydrolysis activity. The transcript is spliced from 2 exons.
AUGUGCACGGUGGAUAAGCUGCUCAUAAAGGGCAUUCGCUCGUUCUCGCCCGAGAACGAGCACGUGAUUCAGUUCCCGAAACCGCUGACGCUCAUCGUCGGGCGGAACGGGGCGGGGAAGACGACCAUCAUCGAGUGCCUGAAGAUGGGCUCCACGGGCGAACUCCCGCCGUCGGCGAGGUCCGGACAGGCGUUCAUUCACGAUCCGAAGGUCGCGGACGUCACGGAGGUGAAGGCGCAGAUCAAGUUGCGGUUUAGGAACGUGAUGGGGAAACCGUUCGUGGUGAUUCGGUCGUUUCAGUUGACGCAAAAGGCGAGAGGAAAGUUGGAGAAGAAGGAUUUAGAUAGCGUGAUUCAGAGCGUCGAUGACGGUGGGAAGAUGGUGAGCAUAUCGAGGAAGUGCGUAGACAUCAACGCCGAAGUGCCGGCGCUGAUGGGGGUGUCAAAGGCGAUAUUGGAAAAUGUCGUCUUCGUGCAUCAGGAAGAAUCGAAUUGGCCGCUCGGCGACAGCGCGGGACUGAAGAAGAAGUUUGAUGAGAUUUUUAGCGCGACAAAGUACACGAAAGCGUUGGAACACAUACGAAAAUUGAAAACCGAGCAAACUGGAUUGAUUCGCGAGUUCAAAGGUAAGGUUGAGUCGCUGAAGAUUCAAAAAGACCACGCAAUGAAACUGCGCGCGACGUUUGAAACGAACCGAGACAAGGCGGAUGAUUUGACCGAUCACAUCUCGUCGCUCGAAGCCAAGAUACAAGCGGCGCAGGAGGAAAUCGCUCAGAUCGAAGCAGUGUUUUCUUCGGUGCGACAAAUUCAUGAGAAGCGUAAUGCGUUGAUUGCUCGCCGCGAAGCGGUGACUUCGGAAAACGCACGUAAAUUAGCGAGCAUGAACACCGAGUUAACUGAGUCACUGGAAGAGCUCGAGAAAAUGGGUGAUACGUUCAAUCAAAAGUUUGCGACUAUGAAGCAAGAACGCGACGUGUUAGAUCGCAAGCUUAACGACGUACGUUUAGAGAUGGAGGCUUUGAAGGAACAUCGUGAGCGCAUGAUCAAGACUGCCGGUAGACUGGGCGCGGAAGCUGAAGCGCACACAAAGCGCAUCGCGGAGCGUUCGGUGUUUGCUCAGUCAAUUGCGAAGAAGUAUCCUGAAAUAGGUGUCGAGAUCUCGCCAGAAAUCGCCCCGAAUGCCCUGUCGAACGCGCUGGACUCGCGACUGUCGAUGCGCCAACAGGCGAUUGACAAGAUGCGCUCAAAGCACCGUGAUUUAGACACUGCUUGUGGGGCAAAAAUCGAUGAAAUCACCGAAAGGUUGAGCUCGCACACGCAACGAAUCCAAAUCAUCAACGAGCAGCAAGCUGCGCGUAAAGCUCGCCUCGAAGUGAUCAACAAGGAACUAGGCGAGAACGCGGUGAACGAAUCGGCGAUAGAGGAACUCGAAAACCGUGUGAAGCGAGCAAACGAAGCGUACGCGUCCAAGAGCAAAUCUGAUUUCGCCACACAGCUGAAGGUGGAUAUGGAGCAAGCUGAUCAGAAAUUAGGUGAGCUUGAGCGAGAGAUGACGAAGUUGCGAUCGGAGCAAGAGAGCGCCGUGCAAGCAGGCGAGAGCGAGAUGAAAGUGCGUAUGAAGAAGGAGGAAUAUUCCACUAAGAACAACACACUUGAAACUAUCGUCGACAGCCGUGCUGAGCAACUACGCGAAAUCUUCGGUGCGGCGAUGCCGAUGAACAUAGAGCUCAAGGAUGCAGUGAUUGAAAAAUUGAACGAACUCUCCGAGGAGACGGCCAACGCGCAAACCGAAUGCAACACAAAUACUUCGAACGUCGCCGUGCUCGAACACGAGCUCGAAGCCGCGAGGGCCGCGUUACAAAGUGAUAGAAGAGAAUUAGAAGAGAUCAAGUCGACUGAGAAGAUAGAAGCAAACGUUCGAUUACUUGGCGCGGGAGGUUUUGCUGGAUAUCGAGAAGCUCUCGACGCCGUCAAUCGCGAAGUCACUGACGUUGAGGAGAACCUUACAACGCUUACGGCGUUACAAACCUUGUUUUCGAAGUUUGUCGCCGAAGCCGAGAAGAACCAGACGUGUUCCCUUUGCAAGCGGGGUUUCCCGUCAUUCAACGCUGCGGAUACUUUCAUUCAAGAUAUGCAAACAAACAUCGCCAACGCUCCGGCACAAAUUGCCUCAUUGGAGGAACGCGUACAAAAGACGCGCGAACGCCGUGAAUUGCUUCAAGCUUUAAGCGAGACUGCAUCGCGAUUCAAGGCCGUGUCUGAAAAGAUCCCCAAUUCCGAACGCGAUGUCUCGAAUUUGGAAGACAGUUUAGCCGACGCGCAAGCGAAGAAAAAAAACGCGGAGGAGAACCUUGCAGACAGGCAGCGCGCGAGAGAGUCGACGGCGUCUUUGCUCGAAGACGCCGGAAACAUUUCGCGACUUGCCAAGGAAGUUGACGCACUGCAGAGCACGAUUGAUUCUUUGGAAUCUCGUUACCUCGAAUCGAAUGGUGAGACGCGUUCGGCGCUGGACAUCUCCAACGAGAUAGAGAUGCUCGACGUGAAGCGCGAAGCCGCCGAUCGUGAAAAGGCAAUUUUGGUCAAGCGUAAGGAGCGGCACGAAACGGAGUUGUUAAACCUAGAGCGGAAUGCUCGUGACAUGCGCGAGGAACUGCUCGUGGCGCAGUCGCGCGGCGAGAAACGCACACAGCUCAAGGCGGAGAUGGCCGACAUCUCUAAGGCGACAGCGGAGAGCGCUGCGGAGCAAAAGCGAAUGGAGGAAGAGCGCGCUCCUGGCCUCGCAGAGAAAGAAAAACUCUCGAGUGAGCGUGAAUCUCAACGCAAGACGCACGCUCAAGAGCAAGACGCGCUUGAAAACGAAAUUCGCGAGUUGCAACGCGUCGUUGACACGAUCACCAGUAUGAGCAAGACAAUCGAGGCGGCGGAUGCUGCGGGAACUUCUGAGCGCUUAGUAGAGCACAACAGAUCGCUCGAGGAGACGAAUGGGAAAAUAGAAGAGCUUGAGGCCAAGUUACAGACAAGAGGCAAACAACUCAAGGCGAAAGAGGAGGUCAUCGCGCGACAAAACGAUCUGAAACGCGAGUUGGAAGAUAACAUCGCGUUCUUGAGGGGUAAGCGAGAAGAAGAAACGAUAUUGAAAGAGAUCGAUCAACUCACCGCGGAGAUGCACAACAUGGGCCAGAUGCCGGAUGUGGAAAAGAAGCUGCGGCAAGUGACGAACGUCAAGAACGAUUUCCGUACCGAGGCUGCCGAAGCGCAGGGUCGAGUGAAGGCGCAUCGUGAGGCUAUGAAAGCCGCUGGUGACCAGCUGAAGGGUGCCGAGUACAACAACAUCGAGAAACGACUGUCGAAACAACUCGUCGAAUUGAAAACCGUCGAAAUGGUGAGCGAUGACUUGGAUCGAUAUCACAAAGCUCUUGACAAGGCACUGAUGUCAUUCCACGCGACCAAGAUGGAAGAAAUCAACAAGGUUGUUCGCGAAUUAUGGCAACGCACCUACCGCGGUCAAGAUAUUGAUAGCAUCCAGAUCCGAAGCGACUCUGACGGCACUACCGGCAGAAGCUCGUACAACUAUCGCGUCGUUAUGUUGUGCGGCGGCGCAGAGCUGGAAAUGCGCGGUCGUUGCAGCGCCGGACAAAAGGUUCUCGCGUGUUUGAUCAUUCGCCUUGCACUCGCUGAGACGUUUUGCUUGAACUGUGGGAUCCUAGCGCUUGACGAGCCGACGACAAAUCUCGACGCGCCAAACUCUGACGCUCUCGCGAGGUCGCUUAUCGAAAUCAUGAAGAGCCGCCGUGAUCAAGAGAACUUCCAAUUGAUUGUCAUCACGCACGACAUGGAGUUUGCUCACGUACUCGGUCAGCGCGAACUCACGGAUUACUAUUGGAGAAUCACAAAAGACGACAAUCAGCAUUCGCACAUCGAAAGAGAGGACAUUUAUGACUAA